AUGUUGUCUAAGUCAGAUAUCGAAAAUAAUGCUGAUUCUGCAAAACGCAUAUCUUCUAGCUUAUCAAUGGGCGAGGUUAGUUACUACACCAAAGACACUCAGCCGGAGAAUAUCAAGUCCAACUCGCGGGAAGAAGUGACUUACAGAAAAGCGGCGAAGACAGCGAGCAGUUCCAAGUUUUUCGUCAGCGACACUUUCGACAGUUUGGACUACACUCCGAUCACCAACCAGUUGGAACUCGCGAGACAAAAGAUGCAAACAUUCGGUUCCCUCAUGGUAGAAGACAGUCUGCGCCUGUUUCUGUUCGUUGUCGCUGGAAUUGUCACAGCUGUCAUUUGUGUCUUCAUGGAGUUUUGCAUUCACUCGAUAGGACACUGGAAGUACGGGUGGUUCAACACAUACAUCAUGGACAGUUUUGAGACACAUCCGUACGAGCUUGUGUCAAUAACACUUGCAAGAUUCGUGUCAGUGUUGGUGCCAGUGAUGUUGGGGACGGCGCUGGUGGUGUUUAUAGCGCCGUACGCUGCGGGAGGAGGCGUGGCUCAUUGUAUUGCCUACCUCAAUGGAAUCAGAGUUCCCAAGAUCCUCAGUAUGCGGGGGUUGUUCGUGAAGCUGUUCAGUACGAUAUGCACGUGUGUCUCAGGUCUCGCGGGUGGUAAAGAAGGUCCGGCGAUGCACAUCGGUGCGAUCAUAGGAGGAAGUCUACCGUCUUGUCUGCCUUGGCUGCAGUUCAGGAGCGACCAGGAGAGGAGGGACCUCGCGGCCGCUGGGUUUGGCGCGGGGAUAGCUGUAGUCUUCGGCGCUCCUAUUGGGGGGAUGCUGCUGGCGCUGGAGGAGGGCGUCAGCUUCUGGGACAUCGGCCUCAUGUGGAAGAUGUACUUAUGCUGUAUCGUCUGCUACGCUGUGGGAAGCGUCGUCUACUCCAUCAUCCUUGGCGUGGACGUUAGACUGAACAACCCUGAACUAUCCACCUUGGGAGCGAUUUCCACUACCAUAACUAGAUACGAGUUGUUCGAGAUCAUACCUUUCUCUAUAGUCGCUAUUAUCGGAGGUCUUCUAGGAGCGUUACUAAUAAAGAUACACAUUUACGUGUACACGUGGCGUCAUAAGUUCAUCACCGACAAUAAAAGAAAACUUUUACUAUCAUUUGUUGCCUCCAUUAUAUUGACUUUGGUACAAGACGUGUCUAUAAGGUGUUUACGCCAUUGUUCCCCAAUGUCGGACGAAGAGAUGGGAAGACUCACGAAUGACACAGACACUAAGCGCGCUCACCAGUUGUAUUGCGGAGACGGUGAACAUAGCGACAUGUCCUUGAUGUUCCAACAGACUCAAGCGGAUAUCCUGCGGAGCUUUUUCGGUAAAGAGAUACUUGACACGAAUUCCCUGAUUUGGUUUUCGUUUGUUUAUUUCUUCCUACUGUGUAUGACUUGGGGGUUGUCAAUCUCGUAUGGUGUUUUCGUCCCACAAAUCAUAUUCGGCGCCGCCUGGGGUCGUUUGUUCGGGACUUUCCUCCAACAUAGUUUCCCUGACACUCAGUGGCCUCAUCCGGCCAAAUACUCGUAUAUCGGCGCUGCCGCCCAGCUCAGCGCUACCGUGGGGAAAACCUUCAGUGUGCUCAUGAUAAUGGUCGAAGCCUCAGGGAGCAUCAACUUCUCCUUCCCCCUGAUGGUGGUAGUCAUCAUCACCAAAGUAGUAGGAACUUUCUUCGUAGUUCCGAUCUACCAGACACAGAUGUUGCUGCAAGGUCUACCGUUUCUCUACACCAAACCACCACCAUUGAGUCUGGACAUCACCUCGUCUAACAUCAUGUCUCAAUCGGUAACAAAGCUGAUUCAACCCCCCACUGUGCAAGAGAUCCUUGAUGUCCUCAAGAUGACCAACCACAACGGCUACCCUGUGGUGGACCAACGCUCAAAUCUACUGGGUCUGAUACUUCGGCAGCAGUUGUUGGUCCUCUUGAUGUACAAGGCUUACAAGUUCCCUCCUCCGAAAACCAUGAGGGAGAUGUGCGAGUGUCUCCGGGUCUAUCUGAAGCACGCCAGGAAGCGUUUGAAUGACGGUGAGAUCUUGGACAGCGUACAGCCCAAGUACUACAACACCAAGGUAGACCUGACACCGUACUACGAUGCCUUCCCCUCCACAGUGACGGACAACACUCCAGCUGUCAAGGCAUACUGUGUGUUUCGCAACAUGGCUCUACGUCAUCUCAUAGUCAUCCAUGACAACGUGCCCGUGGGUGUCAUCACUAGGAAGGAUCUGGCAAAGUUCCACACAUUCGAAAACUUCUUCAGAUUGGGCGUGACGGAAAUGCUGGUCAAAUCUUAGCUGCCAAUUAAAUGUUUGAUUGAGGAUUUCAUGAUUUUUACCUAGUAGGUUUUGU
Macrosteles quadrilineatus (aster leafhopper) is the source of this 2380-nucleotide messenger RNA. RefSeq names its product H(+)/Cl(-) exchange transporter 7-like. Lineage: Eukaryota; Metazoa; Arthropoda; Insecta; Hemiptera; Cicadellidae. Gene Ontology annotation, molecular function: voltage-gated chloride channel activity. The record is from RefSeq and is a predicted model, not a curated record. The transcript has a single exon. Gene Ontology annotation, biological process: transmembrane transport; chloride transport. Gene Ontology annotation, cellular component: intracellular membrane-bounded organelle; lysosomal membrane. The coding region runs from base 1 to 2325 and encodes 774 amino acids.